This is a messenger RNA of Talaromyces amestolkiae, 1635 nucleotides long. RefSeq lists its product as uncharacterized. Gene Ontology annotation, molecular function: transmembrane transporter activity. Gene Ontology annotation, cellular component: membrane. Gene Ontology annotation, biological process: transmembrane transport. The transcript has 5 exons. The coding region runs from base 1 to 1635 and encodes 544 amino acids. Lineage: Eukaryota; Fungi; Ascomycota; Eurotiomycetes; Eurotiales; Trichocomaceae. The record is from RefSeq and is a predicted model, not a curated record.
AUGGCAGACAUCGCAUUGUCAGAUAUACCGGUAACCAGAACAAGCACAUCAAAAGUACAUUAUCAGAAUGCAGUUUCCGAAAGCGCAUACCAAAGCGACAGAGACACCAAUUUAUUGAGUACAGAUCGCCCAACCACAGCAGCAUCUUUGUCUUCUUUGUCCAGUGAUGCCGAUAUCUCAGUCUGGCAGUUGGCCAACAUAGUGUUGGCCGUUUCUGGAAUCAGUUUUCUCGGCAGCUUUACUACUGGACUUCUCACUAUUGGUCUUCCGCAGACUGCAGCGGAUGUUGGGCUUUCGGAAGACUUGAUUUUAUGGCCGUCCUCAGUCUACGCACUGGCGAGCGGCUCUUGCCUUCUCCUAGCAGGCUCCAUCGCCGACGUAGUAGGCAACCGCAUCAUCAACCUGAUCGGCUGUUUCCUAGUCGGCUGCUUCGUCACAGCAUGCGGCCUAUCUCAAACGGGUGUCCAAUUGAUCAUGUUCCGUACCAUGCAAGGUGUCGCUGUUUCUCUGUGUUUACCAACAUCAGUUGCUAUUGUUUCUCAAUCUGUGCCCGCAGGUCGGAAACGGAAUAUAAGUUUCUCGGUUCUAGGGUUUGUUCAACCGGCUGGAUUCUCUGCUGGAUUGGUGCUGGGUGGUGUCAUGGUCAAUACCAUCGGAUGGCGAUAUGGGUAUUAUAUCUCUGGUGGAUUGACUUUGGCGUUAUUUGUGGUUAGCAUCUGGUCUCUACCGGCGGAUCGUCCGGGGGCUGCUGGAAAAAUUAGUUGGGCUAGACUUGGGAAAGAGGUCGAUUGGGUUGGGGGGAUUGUAUCGUGUGCUUGUUUGGCGAUGUUAUCGUACAUCCUUGCGGCAUUGACAAAUGACGUUGAAAAUAUCAAAACCCCGGGCAAUAUCGUCAUGCUCGUGAUUUGUGUGAUUCUCGUCCCAGUCUUUAUCUUCUGGGAACAACGUCAAGAACGACUCGGAAAACCCGCACUCAUCCCCAACUCAUUAUGGCGCAACUCCGUCUUUACAAAUGUGUGUUUGAUGGUCAUGUUUUCAUGGGCAGUCAUCAACGUCAUGGAACUAUACUGCAGCUUGUUUUUUCAAAAAAUUCAAGGCCUUUCUGCACUCCAAGCCUCCCUCCGCAUCUUACCCAACGUCGUGACCGGGUCCAUUUGCCAAUUGACUACAGGACUUCUAGUCCAUCGCGUAUCCGCUUUCUAUUUAGUAGUCGGAUCAACUCUCCUCACUGCUGGAUCCCCCUUGUUGAUGGCCCUAAUCAACGUCGAAUGGCCAUACUGGUACGACGCAUUCUUCGCUCAGGCACUGUCCCCAAUCAGCGCCGAUAUCCUCUUCACCGUGGCUCUACUGGUCAUAUCCGACGUAUUUCCGCCUCGCAUGCAAGCUCUCGCUGGCGCGGUGUUCAACACCGUCUCCCAGUUUGGGAAUUCGCUUGGUCUAACAAUCAUGGCUGUAAUAUCGUCUGUUGCUACAAAGCAUGCUGCUGCUUCGCCGGCAGAUGAUCAAUCUACAGGACCGCUUAUGGUGGGAUAUAGGGCUGGGUUUUGGGCUGCAUUUGCGUGGAUGAUGUGUGCUUUUUUUAUUGGGGGAUAUGGGCUGCGGAAAAUUGGAAAGGUUGGAUUGAAGACGGAUUAA